Molecule: messenger RNA, 1825 nt
Organism: Corythoichthys intestinalis (scribbled pipefish)
Lineage: Eukaryota; Metazoa; Chordata; Actinopteri; Syngnathiformes; Syngnathidae
Product: ecto-ADP-ribosyltransferase 5
Exons: 5
Coding region: 332-1159 (275 amino acids)
Molecular function (GO): NAD+ poly-ADP-ribosyltransferase activity; NAD+-protein-arginine ADP-ribosyltransferase activity
Source: RefSeq, a predicted model, not a curated record
GAAAGUGAAGCUCAGCAGGCCUGUACUGUGCUGUGGUAUGGAGAGAGGAAGGAAGUGUACUGGAGGUCAUAAAAGUGGGAAUUUGACUGUUUUGUCAGGCUUCAUUUCAAAGGGAACAGUGAAUAAAACUUAGAUCAGGAAAGCAAAAAGGAGUUGCCCCGGGUGAUAACUUUUUCUCCUGCACUUUCCCCAGUGCUUUGCGCCGAGAAUUUCUUGCCGUUUCGGUGUACAGGAAAAUUUCUCAUUACACACCUUCGCCUUCUCAUCAAAGCCAGCUUCUUUGCAGAUUUCCAUCCACCUCUGUGGUAAGUGUAGAUACUACAAAGAGGAGAUGACCCACGUGAAGAAAGGAUUCUUGGCAAUCUUUACAGUGCUCUACUGCACAGUGAAUGCAGUUAAAUUUCUCGAUAUGGCCCCGAACGCUGUGGACAAUUUGUAUGAGGGUUGUGAGAAGGAGACCAUGGAGAAAUUAAUCCAUUCUGAUGUGCUAAGACAAGAGUUGAGAAAUAACACUGGCUUCCAGGAGGCAUGGAGCGAAAGAUGUUCCACGUUGCUCCCAGGAGGAGUGAAGGAACACACUUCAGCCCUAUUGGCCUACGCUAGCGGCAACCAAGCGUUCAAGAAGGCCUUCAACGACGAGGUGGAGACCAUGGGGGUCAAUGUCAGCACGUACGAGGACCACUUCCAUUAUAAGGCCCUGCACUUCCUGCUGAUGGACGCAAUGAGAUUGGCCUCACCGAAGAUAUGUAGAAAUGUUUACCGAGUUUCGGAAAGUCCAUACGAAAUUAAAAGAGACACCCGGGUGAGAUUUGGACGAUUCACCACGGUGCAGUCGGACUUGUCUCUGAAGGAGGACGUGGAGGGCAGCACCUAUUUCAACAUUACUACUUGCUUCUUCUUUAACCUUGAGGGCUUUUGUGGCCUGUCUGAGGACACCGCCAUCUUGUCACCCACUGAGGAGUUCACUGUGGAGGAUGUCAAGCAUGUAAUUGAUGGCGACUACACCGAAGUCAUUCUGAAUCACUCAAAACUAAAGGCUUCCGUCAACUGCUACUCUUUAUCACGGGCGCCAGCAGGCUAUAUCCCGCAGUGGCUUGUGAUGAUGCUCGUGUACUUUGUCCUUUUGGAGACGUUCAGCCAUGACUACCUUUGCUUAUGAACACAGAUCCUUUGACAAAUUUACUGUGACGUGUACCGCAGUGUAAGCUCAUAUACAUUGGCAUGCAAUAGCUUUUCCCUUUCUCAAAUUCUAGUAACUCCAAAGGUUUAGGACCAUGAAAGAAAUGUAGUUUUGUCUUCUGAUGGGAGUCAAAACUAGGCAUGCACUGGUUAUCGGUUUCAAGGUAUACUGUGGUAUGAAAACGUCAAGGUUUCAAAAACGCUAAAAUGUUCCGUCAUACCGUCCGUACGCUAUUAGCAAUUUUUAUGUCCCAUAUAUGCAGUGCUCACCCUACCCCCUCAAGUUGUUGCUCAGUGUCAGUGAGUCAGCUUUGUUACACGUUGGCUGGAGGACAUGAAACACCUGAACUUUUUCCCCCCAUCGAAGAAAACGAAGUCGCUGGUAUAGGAAUACUUAAAAGUUACAGACAGCCGCAGCUUAGGUGGGCCAACUGGCAUGAAAAACAUGUUUGCCAGGGGUGGCUACCAGAGAAGGCAAUAUCUCCAAUAUGAUUUCGCAUUUAUACAAAAUUAAAGGUUCGUAAUCACUGUCAUGAACGUUUCCCACUCGCUACGAAAGUUAACUCCAGCGUGUGCGCCAGUGUGUCUAGCAGUGGUAAAACAUACUGUAACGUAAGCUUUAGAGCUGUCAUUGCAAUACAGUGAG